AAAAAAAAAUAAGAUUGUAGUUUAGGUUAGGGAAAUCGAAAACGGCAGGGGAUAUGGAGACACUGGAUGCUAUUCGCUCUGUUGUGGAGAAUUUUCCCUGUAUUUGCCAACUGAAGCCCGAACAAGAAGAGUGUUUGUUUCACUUUGAAUGGAGAUGAUGUUGAAGACCUCCCGGCAGGUUUUGGGAAAAGUUGAAUUUAUCAUCUGUUACCGAUCGUCAGCGAGAAACUGGGGAGGCAAAAGUCCAGCCGGGCGAUUAUUGUGAUUGUGAACUGCUCCCUCCGGUAUUUUGCUCGAUUGUUUUGUUUUCGCACUAUUCGUGUGUUUACAGCGGAAGUUUGAGGCGGCUGAGCCGGAUGUGAGGCGCAUAACACACGUCAUUUCCGAACGAAUGUGAUUGGCUUAACCAAUUUCAAACUUCAGAGAAGCGGCAGACAAGCAGCUAGCAGUAAUCUAUGAUAUAUACAAAAGAAGAAAAAAACAAAAAAAAAAAACAAGGGAUAAUUAAUCGGAAUUUGCUGUCAUAUCAUUUUUGUGAAAAAAUGCUUCGGUUUAUUUUGAUCUCAGUGUCGUCUUUACUCGCUAAUGAUGUUAUUACGGCCAGAGUGACAGUGACAGAGGGAGAUUCAGUUACUAUAUACACUAAUGUUACAACAACACAGCAAGAUGAGAUUUUAUGGUAUUUUAAUGACAUCCGCAUAGCUGUGAUCACCGGAGAUCUCAGCAGGAUCUGUACAGAUGUUCAGUGUAAUGAAGGUACUGAGAGAUUCAGAGACAGACUGAAACUAGAGAAUCAAACCGGAUCCCUGACGAUCACAGACAUCAACACUACAGACACUGGACUUUAUCAACUGAAGAUCUUCAGCAGCAGUAGUAUCAGUGAGAAGACCUUCAGUGUUACUGUUCUUGAUUCUCCUGAUAAAGUGAAGACAAUAUCAGUGAAGGAGGGAGAAUCUGUCACUUUUAAUCCUGGUGUAAUGACAACCCCAAUUGAUGUGAUGAGGUGGUAUUUUAAUGACUCUCUCAUCGCUGAAAUCAGUGGAGAUCAGAGUAAGAUCUGUGAAGAUGAUGAGUGUAAAGAGAGAUUCAGAGACAGACUGAAGCUGGAUCAUCAGACUGGAUCUCUGACCAUCAUGAACACCAGAACCACAGAUGCAGGAGAAUAUACACUAAAGAUCAUCAGCCACAUCCUUCAGAACAGCGUCAGUGUCACCAGUUUGAAAACAUUCAUUUUUACUGUAAUUGAUUCAGGUCUGUCUUCAGCUGCUGUAGCAGGAAUAUGUGUUGGUGUUGUUCUGUUGUUCGUGACUGUAGCUGUUGGUGUGAUUUACUAUCGCAAGUGUCUUCAAGCAGGACAGAAUAGCAGGUCAUUUACAAGACUUUUCCCUUCAGUCUGACCCUGAGAUGUCACCUGGUGGGAAAGAGACUGAGGAUGCCAGUGAGACCUCACUUUAACAUCUUUGGUACCAGUACCACGGCCAGCCCUACCUAUAGACAAAGCAGGGUUCCUCAAAUCUGGCUUGCAAGAUCCACUUUCUUGCAGAGUUUAGCCCUAGGCCUAAUCAAACACACCUGAGCAUGGUGAUCAAUUUCUUCAGGGUCAUUAGAAAAUCACAGGUAGGUAAGUUUUAUUAGGGUUGGAGAUAAAUUUUGCAGGAAAGUGGAUCUCGCAAACCAGAUUUGAGGAUCCCUGCCCUAGUCCACCAGUCAAGACAGGCAGCAAAAGACUAGCAUCGUUGCUCAUUGGAUAUAGUUGUGACACUCACACAAAGACGCACGUUUUUAUUGAUUUUCAUUUAAUGUUUCCAUUUCAAAGUGGGUCCCGUCUUCAGAACGUUCGCCGUAAUGAACACAUCCUUCAGGUGCUAUGAAUCAAAGGGUUAAAUGGACAUGCAAAAAGUACAGUUCCAAGUUAUUUCCUGUGAGUUGUUGUCAUCUAUUUUGGAGUGAUUACAAUGUAUUCUAAAUAUAAUCUUGUUCUGUUCAACCAGCGUCAUUUCUGGACAAAAAGAGCAUGGACGCUGUUAACACCCCCAGAUGUGACACUGAAUUUGCUUCUACUUUGGAGCUAGUUUACUUGCACAUGCAAAGAAGUUUGUAUUCAAAGAAAAAAUUUUUUUUUUUAAUGUUUCAAAAGAGAUGUGUGUAUAUGUUCUAAAUCUUGAUGAAGUUUACAUUACUGCUGUAACAUAACACUUAUGAGACACUAUAGACACUAUAGAGAUCACGAUUGUCCUACGAUUCUGAACUAAAUAAUGUGUUACAAAAUGUUAUUGCUGCAGUCUAUUUAAAAGUGUAAUUAAUCUGAAUGAAUUAUUAUACAUUUUAAUAUACUACCAGUCCAAAAGUCUUUGAACGGUAAGAUUUAUUUAUUUAUUUUUUUACAAUUCUGUUCUGCUCACAGAGCCUACAUUUAUUUUAUCCAAAAUACAGUAAAAGUAGUAAUGUUUUGAUACAUUUGUACAAUAAAAAAAACAACUGCUUUCUACUGGAAUAUAUUUUAAAAUGUAAUUUAAUUCUGUAGUCAAAGUUGUAUUUUCAGAAUGAUUUCUGAAGGAUCAUGUGACACAGAGGACUGGAGUAAUGAUGCUGAAAAUACAUUCAAGUAGAAAGCAGUUAUUUUAAAUUGUAAAAAUAUUUCAAAAUUUUACUGAGCAGAAGAGACUUCUUUAAAAACAUUACACAUCUUAUGAUUCAAAAAACUUUUGACUGGUAGUGUGUAUAUAUAAUGUAUUUAAAACCCCAAUUUUUAUAUUAGAAUGAUGAAAAAGUUUUUUGAAUCACUGAUUCAACGACUCACUCAUUCAAACCGAGGUGUUUCUCAAUGUCAUGGAAGGAUCCUCGGAAGCCAGUAUUUCGAGGAUGCAACGUCAUCGACAUCCUUCGAAGGACUGUUCCAAUGUCGAGGAUCCUUGGAAUUUCAACCAAGGACUGAGUCCUUCGUUCGAAAAAUAUGCAAUACACAGGAAAGGAUGCAUAUGUGUAUCCUUCACACUCUCAAAUCACCCACAAUCUUAUGCGCGCAGCUUUGCUAUCUUGUUCAAAAAUGUAAAAAUGUUUAACGUUAGCGGAGUCGGAGCGUUAACAGUUUUUAUUUAUGUUACCAAAUAUUUGUUACAACUGUAGUAAAUAUAAGUAAAGUUUAACGUUUAAAUGCCAGUACAAAUUAAUAUCAUAUUCAUACUGUAAAUUAUACAAAUACAAAUGGUUAACUGAACCGGACAUGUCAUUUUACAACUUGGUUGCGUCAUCAGCAUUUCUUUUAUGAAUAACUAGUUAAGUUGUCCAAAGUAAUUUAACGAUACCAUUUACAGCGUUAUUCAAACGGACCUUUUCACUGAUGUAAUGAUGCAAUUACGUGCACCUGCUAGCCUGUUCCAUUUACGUGUUCUCCGAAUGCUAAAGAGGAGUCUCACCUAGCCUCUGAAGGAAGUGACUUGGAAGGAUCAGUCCUGCCAAAGAAGUAUCCUUGACAUUGAGAAACGCCUUACUACUAUACACUUUUUUUCAUUACUGGAUGAAUCAGCGUUUUUGAACGAUUCUCUUGAAUGAAGAAAUAAUUCAUUGACAAAUACAUUAAGACACUUGUCCCCACCUAGUGGUGAAACCACUAUCGACACGAACGUUAUUUGAAGCACAGUACUUUCAAAAGGGGAUUUGCUCUAUGUUGAUCGCUGCCGGAUAGAUAUCAAUGUUUAUAUCUGAACUAUAAACUUUAUUUCAGUAUUUCUGUGAUAAUAUGAAUGACUGUAAGACAGAAAUAUUAUUGUGUAGUCGAAAAGACCUUUUGUGAAGAUGUUUUUUUUUUUUAACCAAACAUGGUAACUGCUCGCUGUGUCAGCGGCAGUGCGAACACGGAUCUGAAUGACCCGGUAAGACUUUGUCAAAGGUUUAACAAACUCAGGGAAUCGUUGUCAUUUAGAAAUGAGAUCGAGAGGGUGUCUAAAUCGAGAUCGCGAUCUUUUAACGAUUAAUCGUGCAGCUCUACAACUAUGUUUUUUAAUAUUACUUUUUAAAAUGAACCGUGAUCGAACCAGCACCACGUUUUAAAUAUUUUUGAAAUUAGUUUGGUUUGCUUAAAUGUUUUUUUUAUAUACUGAUAGAAAUGUAUUUUUUUACUACAUUUCUCAUAAAACAAGUAUCAAUGUUUGAUCAAUAUUUGUAUAGUUCUUUUUAAUACUUCGUGGAUUGUGACUACCAACUGAAUAAAAACCUUCUGUGAUUA
Messenger RNA from Carassius gibelio (silver crucian carp), 4225 nucleotides. RefSeq lists its product as uncharacterized. Lineage: Eukaryota; Metazoa; Chordata; Actinopteri; Cypriniformes; Cyprinidae. The coding region runs from base 456 to 1397 and encodes 313 amino acids. The record is from RefSeq and is a predicted model, not a curated record. The transcript has 5 exons.